Molecule: messenger RNA, 547 nt
Organism: Lucilia cuprina (Australian sheep blowfly)
Lineage: Eukaryota; Metazoa; Arthropoda; Insecta; Diptera; Calliphoridae
Exons: 2
Source: RefSeq, a predicted model, not a curated record
GCACUAAUCAAGAUCUAGUACCGCCACCUAUACCGGUACAUAAGAUAGCUACUACUGCCACACCAGCUGCUGCAGCAGUAAUACCAGGAGUUCCAGCAGGUGGUGGUGGUGGUAAUAAUAAUCUUAACAUUAAUCUUCCGGAAAAUAACAACGCUAUACUAAGACUUGAAGUUGAAUUACGUGACAAGCAUGCACCUAAAUAUCGACGUGCGAUAGGUGUUGGAGUGCCUGCUGGUGCAGCACGCGGUGGUGGUGGUGGACGAGCAGGUGCAGCUGGACCAAGGGGUGGGGCUCAUAAUCGUCCAGCAGCUACAGGAAAUAAUGUUAACACUAUGAUGGACUUAAAGGGUAAUGCUAUAGUGCCCUUGGAAAAGGUUUUGGAAGAACUUUUGGUAAAACUUGAAAUUGAACAUGUUACCUGGACUACCAGUAAGAAGGGAUACUUUCAUCAUGUGGUCUUUCCACUACAAUCAGGUGAACCUUGCGAAACGACUCUACACUGUUUAACAGAAUUGGGUAUUGGCACUAAAUUGAAUUCGAGUGUCAG